AUGACGGUGACCACUAACUUUUCGAUGAUGCGACCCUGCUUCACUGGAUACCCCUUUCAAGAUUUGGGAUCGAUACCAGGUCAGGGGCGCGUCAAUCAGCUCGGCGGCGUCUUUAUAAAUGGACGCCCGCUACCGAAUCACAUUCGUCUGAAAAUCGUCGAGAUGGCUGCUGCGGGUGUCAGGCCUUGCGUUAUUUCAAGGCAGUUGAGGGUGUCGCACGGUUGCGUCUCGAAAAUUCUAAAUCGAUACCAGGAAACAGGAAGCAUCAGGCCGGGGGUGAUCGGCGGUAGCAAGCCGAGAGUAGCCACGCCGGAAGUCGAGGCCAGAAUCGAGGAAUAUAAGCGCGACAAUCCGGGUAUAUUCUCCUGGGAGAUUCGAGACAGACUCAUCAAGGAAGGAAUCUGCGACAGGACCAGCGCACCGAGUGUUUCUGCGAUCUCCAGGCUCCUCAGAGGCCGCGAUCCCGAAGACGAGACGAAACUCGGCGAUGGCAAAACUAGUUCCGGAUCCGACUGCGAGAGCGAGCCGGGAAUCCCGUUGAAAAGGAAGCAGCGUAGAAGCAGAACGACCUUCACUGCCCACCAACUGGACGAGCUCGAAAGAGCUUUCGAGAGGACCCAGUACCCGGAUAUAUACACCAGGGAGGAACUAGCGCAGAGGACCAAGUUGACGGAAGCUAGGAUCCAAGUUUGGUUUAGCAACAGAAGAGCCAGACUCAGGAAACAGUUGUCGUCGACCACGUCUGGCGGUUACGUCAGUUCGGUGGCUUAUCCCACGGCCUCCUACGUUCUUCAUCCCCCGGGGGCGCCUCAUCCUCACGCUGCAGCUACAGUUCCUCCAAGUCAUCCACACCCCCAUCCUCAUGGACAGUCUCUGCCAGACACUACGUUCUCGUCCAGCCAAGUUCCAGAGCUAUACUCCUCGCAUCACAGCACGAUGUCUCAUCAGCUGACGCCGGAUUCGGCUCGUUUACCUUCUUCCGUCGGUUCUACUGCUAGUUACGGUUUGCCACCAUCGGUAACUUACCCAAGCUCGCUUUUACCUGCAACGUCCUCGACCAGUAUGAGCCACAUGACCCACCAGGGAUCACCUGUGGCACCUGCGUCUUCGUCGGCUUACCAGCAACCCAGCAGCCAUCAGCUACCACCGACCCCCAACUCGUUGGUGACUAUGAUGGGACCAAAUUCAGGCAACUCGAACCCAUCGUCCGAUCAGUUGACCUCCUCGGAUCUUCCGAUAAGCUCGGUGUCGCCGGUGCAGCAGCAGCAGCAGCAACAACAACAACAAACUAGCCAAGGUAACACAUCGCCCUCGUGGAACCUUCCAAUCUCCAGCGGUAGCAGAAUCGGACUGCCCAGUCCACCCUCGAGCCUACAACAACCCCACGUGCACCCCUCUCAUCCCCAUCAGGCUUUCGCUAGCCAUUAUAGCGCUCAGAGUUUUCAGCAACCCCCUAGACCAGCACCUCACCAACCUUUUUAUAGUUGGUACUGAGAUGACGCGUAUGUCCAAAUACAGUGGAACCUUGGUUAACAGGCUUCAUCCAAAAUCGAAAUAGUCGAAUGGUGGAAUAUCUUAUAACGCAACUCUGCCAACUGACUUGGUUCGAAACAGUUCGAACAGUCUCGUUUUCUUUCUUAUGCAUUCAGAGCUCUGAGUACUCGUAUUUAAACCCUCAAUUGAUAGAAUGUAAUCAUUGCAAUAAAUUUUGACAGUAUUGGAAAAUGAACCAGCAUACAUAAAAGUACGAAACUGCAGAACAUCGAGGCAGAUAAUUAAUUAAUUUACAUGCAAAG
This is a messenger RNA of Colletes gigas, 1796 nucleotides long. Its product is annotated as protein gooseberry-like. The coding region runs from base 1 to 1494 and encodes 497 amino acids. Lineage: Eukaryota; Metazoa; Arthropoda; Insecta; Hymenoptera; Colletidae. The record is from RefSeq and is a predicted model, not a curated record. Gene Ontology annotation, biological process: regulation of transcription by RNA polymerase II; anatomical structure development. Gene Ontology annotation, molecular function: DNA-binding transcription factor activity, RNA polymerase II-specific; RNA polymerase II cis-regulatory region sequence-specific DNA binding. The transcript has 5 exons.